Molecule: messenger RNA, 4343 nt
Organism: Psammomys obesus (fat sand rat)
Lineage: Eukaryota; Metazoa; Chordata; Mammalia; Rodentia; Muridae
Gene: Psd4
Product: pleckstrin and Sec7 domain containing 4
Exons: 18
Coding region: 356-3328 (990 amino acids)
Biological process (GO): regulation of ARF protein signal transduction
Cellular component (GO): ruffle membrane
Molecular function (GO): protein binding; guanyl-nucleotide exchange factor activity; phospholipid binding
Source: RefSeq, a predicted model, not a curated record
CGCCCCGACCCGCCGAUCACCGCUCUCCCGGAAACCCGGUUCCGCGCUGCGCCUUCCCGCAGCCCUCGCGGCCCGGGCCGGCGCCUGGGCGCGGGGCUAAGGGGGCGCCCGGGCAGCAGGAGCCCAGCGGGACGUGGAUAAAGGCACGUGCAAAGGACGGGACUGCAGUGGCAAGGAUUCGCUAUGUCCUCCUCCUAAUGGUGUCUCCACUGUGGCUGCUUGGUGCUCUGGUCAAAACCAGCAGGCUGCAUGUGGUUUUCCAGUUCCCUCCUUGCCUUAUGCACCUACUAAUUCAUGAAAUGGGAUUGUGAAAACAGACACUACCAAGGGCUUCUGCUCAACUUUCCCUCUGUGGAUGAUGGGUGACAACAGACCCCUGGACCACCUCAGACACAUGGAAUUUCUCAACAUUUGCUUGGAAGAUAACCUACAGCCCUGCCCAGGGACAUGUCCAAGUGAUAUAUGUAGCCAUCCAGGCCCUGAUGAACCUUGCCAGGAAUACGCCUGGCCCUUUGACCCCCCUCAGUCCACCAGGCCUGAUGCUCAUCAUGGUAACUCUGGCGUGGAGCCCACUCGCCUGGAAGAAUGCUCUUUUCAGGGGGAGGCCAGGAAGACUCCAGCAUCACUGAGGUCAGUAGGGGACAACUGCCCUUUGGGGAGUCCACAGCAGAAUCAGAGCUCAUCCACACAGGUGGUGUUCUGGGCUGGCAUCCUGCAGGCCCAGAUGUGUGUUCUGGACCUCGAGGAGGAGCUGGAGAAAACAGAGGGACUCAGAGCAGAACUGAGGUGUUGCAUCCCUCCAUCUUCUAAGGACUUCCUUGGUGAUGUGGACCUGAGCCCCAGCCUGCCCAAGGCGGAUGAAGACCCUGAGGAUGAUAGCAGUGGGCCUGAAGAGGAGAACCAGACCUGGCCGAAAGGGCAAAUGCCAGGCUCCUCCCCAGAGUGGGGUGCUGAGGAGGACAGCAUCUUCUUUGACAAUCCUCUCUUCCUGGAGAGCCCUUCCUCAGACACCAGUGCUGAAGGGGAAUGCUUUUCCUGGGGGUACCCAGAUGGGAAGAGCUGGCAUCAUAGUCCUGAACCCCUGGAUUCUCCACUCCAAGAAGGCACAGGGCUCUGGAGGCCAGGAAGUGAGCUGUGUUUGGGGAGCAACAUUGCUGACCAUGGUGGGUGCACCACCCCUCCAUUCCCUGUGCCUCUCUAUAAGAUGCACCCUUGCAUGGCCUUGGGGUCCAUUGAAGAAGCUUUCACAGUACCUCUUGACCAGGAGGGUGAGGACUCACAGACACCCCAAAGCCUCUCUGACCUGGCUCCACCCAUACUUGAGAACCUGCAGACAGAAGAUUCUUCCUGGCCCCAGGAGCUUCUUGUCUCGCAGAACAGAGGUGAGAGGGAUGUUGGCUGUUUCCAGGAGCCCAUGCCCUGUACCUUGGCCCCCUGGGGAAGCCAAGUGUCUCACCUGGAGUCUGGCUCCCCAGAAACUGAGGGCAGAGGCUCUGGCCCCAGGCCCAGCCCUGUGUCUUCCCAGGAAGGUGGUUCACAGGUCCAGCUCUGCAGUCUCAAGUGGCCAAAAGAUGCCUCCCACCCUUCACUCCUGGAGAAGGAUGAAUCAGAGUUAAAUUCCCUGAAGAAAGAAGAGACAGCAGAGGUCCUAAACCUAAGGCAGGAGGUGGAGUGUGAAGACACAGCCAGGACUGAAGAAGCUCCAGCUGCCCAGCACCAAGUUCACUUGACUUCUGCAGAAGGGCUUCCUGAGAGCCCCAUGCCCCAAGCUCAAUCUCUAGAGGAAGGCCGGAGGCCAUCGUCUGGAAACAAGUUGGCUAAUAACAUCAGAAAUGACAAGGGGGCCUGGAACCUAGCAUUGCGCCUCUAUCACCUGAAUGGUUUCCGGAAGUCUGAAGUGGCUGCCCACCUACGAAAAAACAAUGACUUCAGCAGGGCUGUGGCUGAGGCGUACUUGUCCUUUUUCCACUUUGAAGGUCAGAGCCUGGACCGAGCCCUCCGUGGUUUCCUCCAGGCCCUGGUGCUCAGUGGAGAGACUCAGGAGAGGGAACGAAUUCUCUACCAGUUUUCAAAACGCUUCCAUUACUGCAAUCCUGGAGCCUUCCCCUCAGUAGAUUCCAUACACACCUUGACCUGUGCCAUCAUGCUCCUUAACACAGACCUACAUGGACAGAACAUUGGAAAGAGCAUGAGCUGUCAGGAAUUCAUAACCAACUUGAAUGGCCUGCAGGAUGGUGGGAACUUCCCCAAGGAGCUGCUGAAGGCCCUCUACUGGUCUAUCCGAAGUGAGAAGCUUGAGUGGGCUGUAGAUGAAGAAGAUGCAGCCAGACCUGAAAAGGAUCAGCCCUGUGCAUCAGCUGGCAAGAUAAGCAGUCCCUUCCUCCAGAUGGCUCAGGACCCCACAAUGCCCACCUACAAGCAAGGCAUCCUAGCUCGGAAGAUGCACCACGAUGCCGAUGGCAAGAAGACGCCAUGGGGCAAGCGAGGCUGGAAGAUGUUUCACACCUUGCUGAGAGGGAUGGCUCUCUACUUCCUGAAGGGAGAAGGCCACUGGCUGGAUGGAGAGAGUUUGGUAGGACAUAUGGUGGAUGAGCCCGUGGGAGUGCACCACUCGCUAGCCAGCCCGGCUACCCACUACACCAAGAAGCCACAUGUCUUCCAGCUUCGGACAGCAGACUGGCGGCUCUACCUCUUUCAGGCACCCACUGCCAAGGAAAUGGCCUCCUGGAUCGCACGCAUCAACUUGGCAGCUGCCACACACUCAGCACCCCCGUUUCCAGCCGCAGUGGGUUCCCAGCGCAGAUUCGUGAGGCCCAUCCUGCCCAUGAGCCCGGCCCAGAGCUCCCUGGAGGAGCAGCAUCGUUCCCAUGAGAACUGCCUGGAUGCUGCCUCUGAUGACUUGCUGGAUUUGCAGAGGAAGUUGCCGGAGCGACGGGGCCGCAGCCGUGAGUUAGAGGAGUACCGCUUGCGGAAGGAGUAUCUGGAGCACGAGAAAACUCGAUAUGAGACAUAUGUGCAGCUUCUGGUGGCCCGGCUACACUUUCCUUUGGGGGACCUGGCUAUGUGGGAAGAUCAACUUGGGAAGGAAGCUGAAGGCACUCAGGAUUCCAAACCCAGCCUAAAGAAGUGUCACUCAAGCCCAUCCCUGCACCAGGAUGAGGCCCCUACUACGGCCAAGCUACCUGGACUUUGUACGGAAGUGACUUUUCAGAGGAGCCCAUGGCAGGAAGAGGAGUCUUGUGAUCAAAGAGGAAAUCUGUUCUCAGAAGAACUGUGCCCUUGCUUUAGGUACAGAGAUCUGCACAGAAACGGAGUGGAAAGACUGUAAGAGCCAGAGGUGGUGGAUGAAUUCAAGGAAACAGUGUUUUCUGGACUCACCAAAUCAGGUGCACAUACAGACUCACAAAGAUUGUGACAGAAUGCACAAGACCUGCACAAGCACAAGCCAUACAAAAGCCCAGCAUGGAAGAGGGAAAGAAAACACCCUGGCUGAGGAUCUGUUGAUAUUUGAUUGCUGAUAGGAGGGGAAAAGUUGGGUUGUUUUUUUAAUGGUGUAACAUCUGAGUCCACCUCUAGGAGUAGUCAGCCCAAACAAACUGGACACAAUGGAUUAGCUUGCAUGCACAAACACACAAACACACAAAAUGGAGGGUUGGUUGGAUAGGGUGGUGGAGGAUGAUCUGGGAAGAGUUGGGGAAGUGGGAUUAAUAUGAUCAAGAUUCACUGUAGGAUAAAUAUACUGAAAUCUAUACACCUAAAGAAGAUAAAUAAGAAAGAAAACUCGGGUAAGAUGACCAAUCCUCACUUAGAAAGACAAAUGGGAUGGACAUUGGAUGUAGGAGAAAACAAGUAACAGGACAGGAGCCUACAGCAGAGGGCCUCUGAAAGACUCUACCUAGUAGUAUAUCAAAGCAGAUAUUAAGACUCAUAACCAAACCUUUGACAGAGUGCAAGGAAUCAUAUGAAAGAAGGGGGAGUUAGUAAGACCUGGAAGUACAGGAGCUCCACAAGGACCAAAUAUAUCAGGGCACAGGGGUCUUUUCUGAAACUGUUUCUCCAACCAAGGACCAUGUAUGGAUAUAACCUAGAACCCCUGCUCAGAUAUAGCCCAUGGUAGCUCAGUGUCCAAAUUGGUUCUCUAAUAAGGGGAACAGGGACUAUUUCAGACAUGAACUCAACAGCAAGCUCUUCGAACCACCUCCCCCCCCCAAGGGAGGAGCAGCCUUGCUAGGCCACAGAAGAGGACGUUGCAGCCAGGCCUGAAGAGACUUGAUAAGCUAGGGUCAGAUGGAAGGGGAGGAGGUCCUUCCUUAUCAGUGGACUUGGAAAGGGGCAGGGAGAAG